This is a messenger RNA of Cyprinus carpio (common carp), 10475 nucleotides long. It is a transcript of the gene ankrd11, whose product is annotated as ankyrin repeat domain 11. The record is from RefSeq and is a predicted model, not a curated record. Gene Ontology annotation, cellular component: nucleus. Gene Ontology annotation, molecular function: protein binding. Gene Ontology annotation, biological process: anatomical structure morphogenesis. Lineage: Eukaryota; Metazoa; Chordata; Actinopteri; Cypriniformes; Cyprinidae.
AGAUCAGUCUCAAUUAAAACGGGAUAAGGAAAAACAAUUCCGGUAGAACUGUUCACUCGUUACUUAAAAAAAAGCAAACAACUUUACUACACAAGUUAUACCCAAGCAGGCUCUCCAUUUUCCUCUCACUCAAAUGGAGCUCGCAAAAACAUGCCACUGUCUCCGCCAUUACGGCUCGAGGUCGCCAAAGAAAACCGGAAGCGUCCCUGGCAAGAACCACAAUGGCGCCAGUUUCGCCGUUGCAACGGGGAACAAACAGUGACCGCCCAUACGCGUCAGCCUAUCACAGUCCGCGUAUCAACGCCUCGCGUCCGCUCUUCGUCAGCGCGAGUCAAAGGCCGAUCGAGACUGUUCGGAAGGAGUCGGACGGAGAGGAUUAACUUAAAGCGGAAUUUUAUUUUACACCUGAAAUCAAGCCAAAUCAGCAAACUUAACGUCACUGAGACCCGUGGACUUUUAAAGGGGCGGAUGGAGAGUUUAUAAUCCCUUCUCUUACCAGUUUAUCGGAGCCCUGAGAGAUUUUAAUCAUCGCAUUUUUGGAGGAGGUUAUCAGUGAUUAGCUUAGCACGCUGGCGCGAGCGCGGACUGCGAUGAGCGUCGCGCGCCUCGGAUGUUCCCGCAUCGGAGCUCGCUGAAGCAGAAGGCCUCAAAUGGGAAAAACAAGCAUCGGGAGGGAAUACCAAGUAUAAUUUUGUAGAUGUAGCUCACGUUUUGAAGAAGGAUUCCUUGGACUUCACAGCCACAUCUUCAGCAUUUUUAGCUGGAUUUUAACCUUUCCCACCUGAAGACGGCCAUGGAAUCGACGGUCGAUGACGAUGCGAUGGAAGCGUGAAUGAGGUUUGGCGUGGCAAUAGCUGAACGAUGCCCAAGGGUGGGGGUUCUAAAACCCCCCAGCUGGAGGACUUCCCAUCCAACACCGACAUGGUGGAAAAGCAGGGUGGGAAGAAGGAUAAAGACAAAGGCUCGUCAAACAAGACCCCUAAAUUGGAUCACAGCGAUGGUGUCAAAGAGAUGAAAGAGAAAGCUCCUAAGAGGAAGCUGCCCUUCACCGUCGGAGCCAAUGGAGAUCAGAAAGAUUCUGACUCUGAAAAACAAGGUCCAGAGCGGAAGCGAAUUAAAAAAGAGCCCACUAACACCAGGAAGUCAGGCCUGCCAUUUGGGAUGGGCAUGCCAGGGAUCCGGGCUGGGUACCCCCUCUCAGAGCGGCAGCAGGUGGCUCUUCUCAUGCAGAUGACGGCGGAGGAGUCCGUAAACAGUCCAGACACAACACCAAAGCACCAGUCGCAGUCAAGUCUGGGUCAGAAGGGAACGCCAAACUCUGCCUCAAAAACCAAAGACAAAGUUAACAAGCGGAAUGAGAGGGGUGAGACGCGGCUGCACCGGGCAGCCAUACGUGGGGAGGCACGCCGGAUAAAGGAGCUCAUCAACGAGGGGGCUGAUGUGAAUGUAAAAGACUUUGCAGGCUGGACCGCACUGCAUGAGGCGUGUAACAGAGGGUAUUACGAUGUGGCCAAGCAGCUGCUGGCAGCCGGGGCUGAGGUUAACACCAAGGGCCUGGAUGAUGACACGCCUCUACAUGAUGCGUCUAACAAUGGCCAUCUUAAAGUUGUGAAGCUGCUGUUACGAUACGGAGGGGAUCCUUCUCAAAGCAACAGAAGAGGAGAGACUCCGUUAAAAGUGGCAAAUUCGCAAACAAUGCUUAACCUAUUGCUGGGAAAAGGCACUUACACCUCCAGUGAGGAGAGUUCCUCAGAAUCUUCUGAAGAGGAAGACGCCCCAUCAUUUGCCCCAUCCAGCUCUGUUGAUGGCAAUAAUACAGACUCAGAGUUUGAGAAGGGCUUAAAGUUAAAAGGGAAGGGCAUGGACCCACCCAAAUCCACCACCACUCCUGUCAAGGAUGAGUACGAGUUUGAUGAGGAUGACGAGGAGGAGCGUGUCCCACCUGUGGACGACAAGCAUCUGCUCAAGAAAGAGUUCCGCAAGGAUCCUGUCAGCAAGACAAACAACUUUAUCUCCAUACCUAAGAUGGAGGUUAAAACUUAUUCCAAAAGCAACUCGCUAACACCAAAGAAGGCUGUGCGCAGGAUCCUGUCGGACAGCAACAGCUCGGACGAGGACGAUAGGACGUUGUGUUUCACACCCACAACCACACCAAGGCAAACUGCAACUCAGACAAAUGUCAAGAGCCGGGACUCGACGUCGCUGAGCUCCAAGCAGCAAAAAGACAAAAGUAAAGUCAAGAAGAAGAGGAAGAAGGAGACGAAGAAUAAUGUUAGUAAGGAGGUGCGCUUUGGUAAAGUGAACGACAAGUUUUGCACCUCAGAUUCUGAAAUUGGGGACUUGGAGAGCGAGGAUGAUAAAGGAUCCAUGCAGAGUGCAAAUUGUGUAAAGGACUCUUCUACAUUGAGCCUCAAAGACUCCUCUGUUUUUAGUUCUCUGGCUGUCUCGAAUUCAUCCUCCACGCAUGGGAGUCUGAGCUCUCAGAAACACACACAGUCUCUGGCAGAGCAGCACCCAAAGCAGUGGAGGACAGAUGGCUGGAAGACUGUGUCCUCUCCAACAUGGUCUGAUGUCAGCUCCCUCUCAGACUCCGUCAGAACAAGGCUUUCCAGCGAGUCAGACUACUCUUCUGCUGACUCCAGCAUUGAGUCUGUGAAACAGGUGAAAAAGAAAGUGCAAGAGAACAGAAAGAAAAACAACACGCAUGCCAAUGCGGUAGACAAAAAGAACUCUGAGUUUUACAAGAACUCGAACACGGAUGGGGCCAUUUCUAAAACAGACAAAGAUGGAAAAGUGUUAAAGAAACACAAAGUGAAACACAAACACAAAAAUAAGGAAAAAGAUAAGGCUCCAAGUGUUGUGUUGAGUCAAGACAUGAAUGAAAAGUUUGUCAAGAGCUUUUCUUUUGACUUUGACGAUACACGGCAGAAGUCGCUCAUUGUUGAGACAGAGUCACCUUCUGAAAAUAGGGUCAAACUUUCCAAACAUGAGAAAGAUCAUUUUAAGAAGGAGGACAGACUGUCAAAGGGUAAAUCAGAAGACAAGGACUGGCCAGGUAAAGAAACUCAAAGGAUGAUCAAGGAAGAGAGGUCAAAGAAGACAAAGGAGUCCAACAAGGAAAAGGUGAGCAAAGAGGAAAGGGACAAACCUUUGAAGGCUGAGAAGGAGAGAAGCAUAAAAGACAAAGACAAGGCAAAAGAGGAGAAGCAGAAAGCCCAUAAAGAUGAUAAAAAGAAAAAGUCUAAGGAUAAAUCCCUCAAAAUUGACAAAAAGAAUGAGCAAAAAGAAGACAAACAUUUUAAAUCUGAGAAAAGCAUAAAAGAAGAAAAGGAAAAGUGUAAGAGGGACAAAAACAUCAAAGAAGACCCUGAUUAUGAAGACUUUGACUUAAAAAAUCACCUACUAGAGGACACCAAGAUGAGUGCGUCAGAUGACCCCCAUGAUCGGUGGCAGUCAGACAUGUCUUCUGACAGUUCGCUUUAUGGCGAUGAUAGCUGGGACGCUCCUGUAAAAGAAUACAAAGCUAAUAAUGCGGUCAAGUUAAUUGUAGAAACAGUGAAGGAGGAAAGCAGGGAUAGAAAAAAGGAAAAUAAGGUCAAAGAUAAAAAGCCAGAUCAUGGAGAAAAACGUCCUGAAAAGGAAACCGCAUCAAAGAAGAAAGACAAGGAAUCCUCUGAAAAGAAUGCUGAAAAGAAAAAAGACUGGACCGACAAACAAAAGUUUAAUUCUGGUCAGUCACUGGAAAAGGAGAAGAAACGAAAAGAAUCAGCAGAGGGUGUCAAAGAGAAGAAAGAGAAGGAUUCUGUGGAUGGCAGCAGAGACAGAAAAGAUUCCUAUGAGUUUACUAAAGAAAGAAAAGACUCCAAAACAAAACAAGAAUCUUUGAGAGAUGACUAUGGGAGUGAGGCCUUCUUUAAAGACAAACCAGAGAAUGAAACCACUUGUAAGUCUGACCCCAGGGAGAGGAACCACUCUGGAAAGGAAAGGGAGAAGAAAAUGGAUGGUGUGGAAAAGAAAGAGAAGUCCAAAGGAGAAAAACACAAGGACAAACCCAAGGACAGAAAUUUGGAGCAGGAAAAAGAGAAACCUGAGAAAAACUCAAUUGAUAGGUCAAUGAAAGAGAAAGAUCCAGAAAGGACCUCCAAAGACAAGCGAGAUGGGGUUAAAGAAAAGCAUAAAGAUUCUCAUAGCAAAGAAAAAGAAAGGAAGUUGUCAUCUGAACAGAAUAAAGAUAAGAAAGAAAAGACAUCCCAGGACAAACAUGCUGAUAGAGACAAAGAUUUCUUGGAGUUUAAGAAAGAAGAGAGAAAACCUGAAAAGGUGAGAGAGAAGACAUGGUAUACAAUUGCAGAUAUUUUUACAGAUGAGAGUGAGGAUGAAGAUGACGGUUAUAAUGGGGGUGUUGCAAAAUUUAGUGACUCUCUUGGACUGUCAGAUCUACACAGGAAAGAUUCCACACCUGACAGAGAUGAAAUGGAUAAUUUCCAAACAGAUAAACAUAAGAAAUACUCUGAGGGCAAAACACAUUCCACAGAAAAACAAAAAGACAAGGAACAUAAAGAUAAGAAAAAAGAGAAGGCAGCAUUUGAUGCUGGAAAAGAGAGAAAAGCCUCCAUGGAGAAACACAAAGAUAAAAAGGACAAAGAUUCAACUGACACUAAACACAAGGAACGGAAGGACAGAGCAUCUGUGGAUUCCAAUCAAGACAAGAAAAGCAAACAGAAACUUCUCGACAAGAGAGACGUCAGUGAAGAAAAGGGCAAAAAUAAAUACAAAGACAAAACCGAGCACUUAAAAGAACGAAAAUUUUCAAAGGGGAGUGGUGAAAAUGAGAAAUCCUUGUUGGAGAAACUUGAAGAAGAGGCGAUGAAUGAUUAUAAAGAUGAUGCCAAUGAUAGAAAUAGUGAAAUUUCAUCAGACAGUUUCACAGACAGAGGUCAUGAGCCGAUUCUGAGCAGCUUUUAUGAUUCCUCCAACAUUAGCAUACCCGACAUUUCCGAGGAGAGAAGAGAGUCCAUCUCCAUCUCUAAUGCACAGGACAAGUUCCGAGAGAAAGAGAGGCAUAGACAUUCGUCAUCUUCAUCAUCCAAAAAGAGUCAUGACAAAGAAAAGGAGAAAGUCAAGAAAGAAAAGGGGGAGAAAAAAGAUAAGUCAGAGGAGAUCAGAGAAUCCUAUGGCCGCAGAGAAAGCUUGCCCUUUGACAAAGAGCCCAUGCCUUUGGAGGCUGACCCUUACACUUUUCCAUAUGGUUCCAAAGCUGAUGGUGAGGAUGACUUGGAAAAAACUCUGGAGUUUGAGAAGGAGAUGUCCAAAAAGGACAAAACAAACAGUGUCAUGAACAGUGAGAAAAUAAAAGACAAAAAGAAGAAAGAGAAACACAAGGAAAAAGUGAAAGAAGAAAAGCAUAAAUAUUCAGAUGGUUUUGGCUCCUUCAGGCACUCAAAAGAGGAACAGAAAUCUGGAUUGAAGGAAAUCACUCAAGUCACAAGUCUUAAAGAGAAGUCUAAAGAAGACGGUUCUAAAUUUGAUGGGAAAUAUAAGGAGAGAAAUAAAGAUAUCAUGGAUAAAGAGAGAACAGAUGUCAAGGCAAAGGUCAAAGAUGAGAACGACAAAUUCAGCCAGUCAAAAGAGACAGCUCGAAAAGACAACCGCCCUCGUGAAAAGCUGUUGGUUGAUGGUGAUCUUAGACUAACGAGUUUUGGCAAAAUGCUUAGUUUAAAAGAUCAGGAGAUUGAAGAGCGCCAUAAAAAACACAAGGAGAGAAUGAAACAGAUGGAAAAACUGAGGCAUCGCUCGGGCGACCCAAAACUCAAAGAUAAAACUAAGUCAAAUGAAGAACUGAAGAAGAACCGCAGUGAACUCUCCAAAAAAUCUGCUUCAGUGGAAACUGCUUUGAAAGAGAAAAAGAUAAAAGAUAUUGGCCUUCCAACCCAAAUGAUGUCGCCUGAUAGAAAACCACAACCUAUGGACAGCCAGAACUCAAAAGACUGGCUCGCUGGCCACCAAAUGAAGGAAAGUCUUCCUGCAUCUCCACGACCUGACCAGAACAGACCAACAGGUGUCCCCACCCCAACAUCUGUGAUCUCGUGUCCAAGCUAUGAGGAAGUCAUGCAAACUCCACGCACUCCAUCCUGCAGUGCAGAGGACUAUCCUGACAUCAUGUUCGAGAGUCUUGAGUGUCAGAAUUCCUCGGCCACAACCAUGUCCAUGAAUGCCUGCUCUCCAUUCUUCGAUAGAUAUUCUAACUCGUCAAGUAACUUCCAGGAGGGAACUUGCAUAACACCAGCAAAGAACAUGCAGUUACCCCUUAGUCGGUCUGUCACCUCUGAUGUCAGAAGACCACUUGAGAUUGAGUUCAAAGUAGAGGCAGAUAAGUUAAGACAGCAACAUAUACAAGAAGGCACAGCAUUCGAGUCUUCAGCGUCACAUCUUACUGAGGACAAGAUGGCAGCUGACAGACUUAAUUGCAUUUCCUCUUCAUUCUGUUUAUCGCCUAUCGACAUGAUGUCUCCCAGGCCUGACCCAUCACAACACGAUAGCGUACCAGAUGAUGUACCAUCUACUGUAAAUUCCAUCAACGAUGGCAUUGAACACCCAGGGAGUGUCUUUAACAACUAUCUCAUGAAGCCCUCAACUCCAGUCCAUAGACCCGACCCCCAGGAGCCUUGUCUGGAUAUAGCUGCUCCCCCAACUCCAGCACCUGCUGCCCUGCCUCCCAUGGAUAUUGAUGAUCUUUCAGAGACCCACCAGAGUGGACCCGGUCUAACACCAGCCCACCCUGUUAGUGGGAGUGACUACUUGCCUCCUGUUGUUGAAGAGCAAGAAGAUGAUGAGGAGGAUGAUGAUGAUUUUGUUGAGGAUACCAGAGAAGGUCACCACACUGAAGACGAGACCAUCCAGUCUAGAAACGAUCCCACUUAUACACUCGGGAUUGAGGAAACUGACAAAAAGCCUUGGCUUGAAUGUCCGGAUAGAAGAGAUUCUGAUGUACUUCCCAUAACACCAGCCCAUCUGCAAGACAACUACAUGGACAACUCGUGUGAUCAGUCCUUAGGCUGGAAUUCAGAAGUGAUCAUGAAAUCACCUCAUGAGAGUUACAGAGAGGUCGAGGCAGCUGUCUCAAAGAUUAGCAGUCCCUAUUCACACUCCGAUUGUGAAAUGCAGCAUAUUCCAGGUGUAAUGCCUGUGACACCACCUCACUCUACUUAUUCUACAGCAUACUGUCCAUCACAAAUGUCUGACACUCAUUAUGAGGUCCACAAAGACACAGUGGAAGACAUUCAAUCACCAGACAGACCUGUAACAGAGGCACUGGAGACAGAAUCGCCUCGACUAGAAACGUUCUUCACUGAUUGCAAACCAAAUCCUGAGGAAGCUCAGAUGGACCUAGAGCCCUCAUGUAUGAUGAAAGACAAUAUACAAGAUUCUCCCACCUAUGCUGCAGAGAACAGCAUGCCUGUAGCCCCACCAGUCAGCCAAGAACCUGUUGUUUCAUGGGCAGAUCCAUUCUCUGGUGCAGCUGAUGAAAUGGAUGACAUGGGUCCCUUCUCUAUACCAGACCUUCCUUUUCAAGAGAAGGAGAUGCAGGAUCCUGAUAUAACAGCCCCAGAGACUGCAGAGAGUAAGCAGACAAGACCUCCAGUCAUUGAGACAAGCGAAAAUGACAUAAUGGAUGUUGACCUGCCAAGUUUGUCCAAAGCUCCUUGUUCUCCUGCAGUUGUGCCUCCGACUGAAUCUGGUCAGGAUUUGAUUCCCCCAAUAAGUGACAGUGGCUAUAGACCACAGUGUGAGUUGGAGCCAGAGCCUCAGAACGUCCCUGAUGUUCCUCCCAUAAAAGAAGCAAUUCCAGAGGAGAGGGGAGCAUUUGAAGAAGGGAGUGAAAACAACAGUAACUUGUUCUCUACUGAAAGUGAAAAGGAACAUGAAUACAGGCAAAAAGAAACAAUCCCAGAUAUCAUGAUGCCAUCUGUAAUGGUACAAUAUUUGGAUCUACCAGUCACCACAAAACCACUUUCAUUAGGACAAAAUCCUGUGGUAGCUUUGGGUCCCUCAUGUAGCCCUCAUCCUUCUGUUCAGGUCCCAACUGUCUCAGUGCCUAGCAGCACUCAAGUAUCAGAGGCACUUGAAACAACCACCAAGUUGUCAGUGACCAUACCAGUGUCUGAGGCACCCAAGAAAAUUGAGGAAAUACCUCAGAGGAUGACCCGGAAAAAGGCUCAGAUGCUGGCCAAUCAGAACAAACAGAGUACUGCGCUAAGCUCGUCAAGCAUCACCUGUUCAGUAUCCUCCUCAUCAGUCACCACAAGUGUGACCACCUCUUGUGUCACUGUAGAAAAGGAGAAAGAGCCCAUCAGCUCCACCACAGCUCAAACAUCUACUCCUGCCCCUGCACUAAUCACCAAAACAAAAGGCAGGCCUGUUGAGGAAGACGACAACCAGUCCCAACAUCCACGCAAGAGGAAGUUUUCAAAAUCAGGCCAGCAACAGGUGCAAGUUCAGCUUGUGAACACAGCAAUGAAGCAGACUCGGGAAAUGAUCCAGCAGACACUGGCAGUCAUUGUGAAUGCCAUCAAAUUGGAUGAAAUAGAGCCAUACCACAGUGACCGCUCCAACCCUUAUUUUGAGUACCUUCAGAUCCGCAAGAAAAUUGAGGAAAAGCGGAAGAUUUUGUGUUACAUAACACCUCAAGCUCCCCAGUGUUACGCAGAGUAUGUGACGUACACAGGAUCCUAUCUACUUGAUGGCAAGCCUUUGAGCAAGCUUCAUAUUCCUGUGAUUGCUCCACCCCCAUCUUUGUUGGAGCCUCUGAAGGAGCUGUUCAGACAACAAGAGGCAGUGAGAGGAAAACUAAGACUGCAGCACAGCAUCGAGAGGGAGAAGCUGAUUGUAUCUUGUGAGCAGGAAGUGCUUCGUGUUCAUUGCAGAGCAGCAAGAACGAUCGCAAAUCAGGCAGUUCCCUUCAGUGCUUGCACAAUGCUGCUGGACUCAGAAGUCUACAACAUGCCAUCAGAAAGCCAGGGCGAUGAAAACAAGUCUGUGAGAGAUCGCUUCAAUGCUCGGCAGUUUAUCUCCUGGAUUCAAGAUGUGGAUGAUAAGUACGACCGCAUGAAGACGUGUUUGCUAAUGCGGCAGCAGCAUGAGGCGGCUGCUCUGAAUGCAGUGCAGAGAAUGGAGUGGCAACUCAAGGUACAGGAGCUGGACCCUGCUGGACACAAGUCCCUGUGUGUGAACGAGGUCCCCUCCUUCUAUGUGCCAAUGGUCGACGUCAACGAUGACUUUGUACUGUUGCCUGCGUGACACCGACACACAUUCAGACUCUGAGAGUUCGGUCUAACAUUAUUCAUCUAUCAAAGAGACAUCAAACAAAGUUCGGUAAGGGCUAGCCAGUUUGAGGAGAUUUCUUUGAGGAGAGAAAAUAUAUAUUAUAUAGAAAAAGGUAAAUGACAAAACUCGUCCUUUUCUGCCCGAGGAGGAACCGUCUUUUUUUAACGGGAGAAAAAAACACAACUUGCACUUUUAUCCUCAAGUUUUUAUGGUUUUGUUUGGGAUUUAAAAAGCAAAACUGCUUUGAACCUUGUCCCUCCUUUCUUGGGUUAUAUGGGUGAACAUAUGGGACAGAAUUUUUCUCUGUCCCAUCCCAUACUAAGUUACAGCAAACAAGGAGCUUGAGACAGGUUCGUCCACCUAUGUGCUCCAGAACAAGGGGACAGACGGCACAGUGGUGGACACAGAACUCCGAACACGGUCAACACCUCGAUGUGCAGGCACAAAAAAGACCCGCAAGAGUGCGACAGGAGUGCGAACUAACCCUCUACCUGUUUAAACCUGAGUCUAUAAUGCCUACAGCAGUGGAGAGAGUGGCUUUCCUGCUGUAUAGCACCCCAUGCGGCCCCACGUUCAGGGCAGGAAGCUGCAUGCAGGGGGUGGCAGCUCAGUAACAAAGCCAGGAGGAGAGACUGCGUUCAGUUUUAGGGCAUGAGACCUAGAGUGCCCUCACAUGGUGACAACAGUGCAUUUGGUCCCAGAUGCUGGAUCAGAAGCAUGGAGGAUGGACGGUCCCUAAGCCAGGUCUGACAUGUCUGGUUACAAACAACGGCAUAAGGAAAAAGACUAAUAAAAGAGCAAAUGAUGCUGUCAAAAAAUCAACGAGACAAGGACUUACAAGAUUAUAGUUUUCCUUUUUUUUUAUGUUUGUUUUUGGUUUAUGUCUUUCUUUACUUGGGCAUUUCAUUGUUCCCUUUCUGAGGAAGUGACUUGAAACACUACAGAGCCAACAUUAGUUUAAUGGAAAAAAAAAUAAAAAACUGAAAAAAAAGGAUUCCGUAAAUGAUGUACAGUUUUUAUAAUCAUUAACCAAUGUAUUCUCGCUGCCUUCUAGAUAAUUUAUUUUGCCACACAUUACUGCACAGUUGUAAAUAACUUAUGUACUGUAACAUCACUCAGUUAAGUGUAAAAAAAUAAAUGAAUAAAAGUUA